Astrephomene gubernaculifera is the source of this 5066-nucleotide messenger RNA. NCBI's taxonomy places the organism in Eukaryota, Viridiplantae, Chlorophyta, Chlorophyceae, Chlamydomonadales, Astrephomenaceae. The record is from the annotation of a GenBank genome assembly.
CUUGCAUAUUUAUAGAUGAGUCGUUCACUACUUAGCGGCACACCAACAACUAGAAGAAGCGUAUUUCGGAGCUCCUAUGCACAGAGUCUCGCUGCUGUUUCUGGCCGUUCAGCUUGAUGCAUAUUUGUCCUACCAAGCUUUUAACUAGAACCGUUGGUGUAGUAACAAUUCUGGGCUCUUUAAGCAGUAUCAGAAUCCAUAGCCAUGCCGCGAUGGAAGCUCAUCCCUAUCAGCAACCUCGCUGCUGAGCUGACUUCGGACAUCCAUCUGACUGGUUCCCUGCGGAUUGGUCGAAAUGUUACGGGGCAGGAUGCCUUGACUCUACCCGCUGCGCUAACGCAAUUUUCGGGUGUGCAUUGCCGCGUCUACCCUGACCUCUCUACGGGCACCGUGAUAUGGCUUAUCGAGGACACAUCGACGAACGGCACCUUUCUAGACGGGGAACGGAUCGGCCGCAACACCUCGGCGCGGCUUGUGGAGGGAACCAGACUGCGGCUUAGCUCCCCUCCGCAGGACGUGAUAGAGUUUGACUUUGUCCGAGACGAUGGGGACGAUGAGAGAGGUGACAACUACAGCCACUACAGCCGGCCGCAACCCCAACACAACAAUGCUCAACAACAGCAGCAGCUGCUGCAGCAGCAAUUGCAACUGCAACAACAACAGCAAUACCAUGCGUUGCAACAGCAGCAAUACGGCGGCAAUACGACAUCACAUCGCAUGGGGAUAUCCUCGCAUGCAGGUGUUGGUGCCACUGCUAGUGGAAGGGCCCCACAACAACAACAACAACAGCAGCAACAGCAACAGCACACCGUGUACGGCAUAACUAGCGGUGGCGGCGGCGCUGCGGGUGUUGGUGUUGGCGGCGGCGUGGGAAGUGGGCCACUACAGGGGGAUGGCGGCAUGAGCCUCGGGAAUGGCGCUGCCGCCAUUGGGAACACCGCUCAACCGCAGGCUAACAGCAACAAGCGAAAGGCCAACGAGCUCCAUGGCGCAGACGGCCCGGACGACAUGCCCUCAGCCAACCCCACACCCUCCGCCGCAGCCGCCCGGAACGUCAUGCGCCGCAUGGUAGCCAACAAUAACGCCGCCGGCGGCGCAGCUGGUGGCGGCGGCGGAGUAACUAUGUCGUACGGCAUGCCGCCGAUGCCGGGCAUGCAGGUCGGGGGCACCGCCGCCGCCGCCGCUGCCGCGGCAGCAGCAGCAGCGGCUGGGGCGGGCAUGGGGACGCGUCCCUCGCCAACCACGAGUUUCUACCCUGGAGGCAUGACAGCGGCGGCGCUUGGCGGAGGUGGAGGCGGCGGCGGUGGCGCUGGCGGCGGCGGCGGUAGCGGCUCUGCGGAGCAUGUGAUGCACCUGCAGGCGCAGCUGCGGGCGGAGAAGAGCGAUAAGGAGUCCCAGAAGCGGCAGCUGGAGCAGCUGCGUCGCGAGUACGAGGACGCGGCUCGCAGCCUGGCAGCGCUGCGGGAGGAGCACGCGAGGCUCCUGGAGCGGGGAGCGCAGGAGAAGCAAACGUGGUCCAGUCGCGAGGAGAGCUUGCGCAGCAUGCUGGCUGCCGCCGAAUCGCGCGCGGAGUUGCUGUCCCGCCAGGCGGACCAGGCGGCGGAGCGGGGCCGGGGGGAGCUGGCGGAGGCGGAGGCGGCCAGGAGGGCGGCGGAGAGGGAGGCGGCGGAGGCAAAGGCCCAGCUGUCCAGCGCUCGUGAGGAGGUGGAGCGGCUGGCGGCGGAGGUGCGGGGCGAGCGCAGCGAGGCGGCGGCUCAGCGGGCGGCGGCGGCGGCGGCGCGGCGGGAGGUGGAGGCGGUGCGGGAGACGCUGGCGGCGGAGCAGCGGGAGAGGAAGGCGGAGCAGGACCGCGCCGACCGCCUGGCGGCUCAAGUGGAGGUGGAGAAGACCUCCGCGGCGGCUGCUAGGAGGCUGGCAGAGCAGCAGCAGGCGGAGGUGCGCGCGGCUCGGAGCCAGGCGGAAGACGAACAGCGCGGGCGGAGAGCGGCCGGCGAGGAGGUGCUCUGCCUGCGCAGCCAGCUGGAGGACGCCCGGCGGCAGCUCUCCGAGUCCCACGAGCGCCUCUCCGCCCUGCAGGACGAGCUGUCCGCCCGGCAGCACCGGCUGUUGGGGCUGUCCAAGACGCAGGCGCAUGCUGAGCAGCUGGUGGGGGGGCUGCAGCAGGCGGUGGCGGCGCUGGCGCACACGCAUGCAAGCCUGGGACGGCAGUACGCGGAGGUGCUUUCGGUCGUUGCGACGACGGAUGAGGGAUUGGUGGCGGGUGCGGGUGGUGGUGGGGGUGGGGGUGCGCAUCAAGAGGGUGGUGAGGGAGGUCAGCAGCAACAGCAGCAGCAGCAGAUGUUGGGGUUGGCGGGACUGGGGAUGCAGACGGAAUCCACGUGUGGGGAUGAGCACACCGGAGUGUUGGGGCUGGCAGCGAAUGGAGGAGGAGUUGGAGGCUCAACAGCGGCUGCAGGGGCGGGGUUCCAGCAGUUUUCGUUGCAUGGCGGCCGGCCGCAGCAGCAGCAGCAGCUGCAGCAGGCAUCGCAGCUGGGGGCUGGCGGCGGUGGAGGCGGCGGUUUGACAGCGGGCUCGCUGGGUGGUGGUCAGAUGGCGACGUUGCAGCUGCAACACCCGUCAUCGUUGACGCCUUUUCAGUUCUCGGGUUCUGGAGCCGCAGCGGGUGGCGACGGCGGCAGCGGAGGAGGAGUCGGCGGCGGCGGCGGUGUUGGCUUUGGUAGCGUGGAGCCGAACGGAGCGAUGCUGCUGACACCCGUAGCAGGUCUGGGGGCUGGAGCGGCAACUGUUGCGGCCACUCCCAACCUGACGCAACAGCUGCAGAUGCUGUCGCAACAACAACAGCAGCAACAACAUCGCUACUUGCAACAAGCCCUGCAGCAGCAACAACAAGCUGCUUCGGGUAGAGCUGCCCUGGCUUGCAUGGUUCCGUCUUCCCAGCAGCAGCUGGCGGUAGCGUCGCUGGGUAGCGGAGGCGUCGGCAUUAACGGCAACGGUGGGGGUUUCCAGACCGUUGCAUGCACUCCAGCCGUACGGCAGCAGCCGUCGGGAGGUGUUGCUGCUGCUACUGCCGGCGGCGGCAACGGCGGGGCCAUUAUAGAGGCCAUGGGGGGUAUCCUGGGCGCAGGCGGCGGAACUCAACCGGACAUGGGUGGAGGAGGAGGCUUCCUAACCCCGCACCUGCCGCACUUACCGCUACCUGCGAGCGAGCCGCAGAAUCAGCAACAAGAGGAUGGGGAGCUCAUGUUUGUUUCUCCACGGCAGCAACAGCUAGAGCAACAGCUGGCGGCUAGUCAGCGGCAGCUGCAGCAAUCUCAACUGCAAUCCCAGGUCCUACAAUCGCAGCUGCAAGAGCAACUACAUUAUCAAAAGCAGGUACAGCAGCUAGCAUCGCAUGAGAUGCUGCGUGCAGCAACGGCAGCGGCAGGUAUUGAGGCGGCUCGUACGCUCAAUGGCGGCGGCGACGGCGGUGGGGCUGACGGCGACGGUGGCGGCGGCGGCGGCGGUGGCAACGACGGGGCCACGAUGUCAGGUGCCUCUACAAGUCAGCACACCACCCCCGCUGCUGCCGUCGGCGCCAGACGCAGCGGUGGUGUGACCGAGGAACGUCAAGACGAAAACUUGGGGGCUGCUGCGGAGGAGGAAGCCGAGGAGGAGGGUGACGGUUACACCAGCCGCAUUCUUGAUAAGAGUGGCGGCGGCGGUGUUAGCGGCGGUGGUGGUGGUGGUGGUUUGGAGGCGGCCCGCAUUGGGACAGUGGCUAUGGACGUGGAUGCGGGGCCCAAUGCCUUGACUGGGACGCCGCAGCGGAGGCAGCGGUCGAGUGUCCUGUUGUCGCCUUCGCAACAACAACAACAACAACAACAACAACAGCUCGGGUUGCAGCUAAGGAACUUGGUUGCCACUGCUGACGGCGGCGGUGGAGGCGGUCUUUCCGCCCGUAGCUCCUCGCAACCGCCGGCGGCUGCGGCAGCAGCGCCGCUGGAUGGCGCCUUUGCCGGCGGCGGCGGCGGCGGCGCGGUCGUUGACGUUAAGACCGCCGUCAUCGGCGUCACGGUUCCGAGUACGGCAGCAGCAGCCGCCACGGCAGCAGCAGUAGCAGGAGGCGGACCCUGGGGAAAGCUGUUCAGCCGGCACCUGACACCCACCAAACAGCCACCAAUGGCGGCAGCGGCGCCGCCGCCGGCGCCGGCUGCGGUGGACCCUGACGCCGCCGUCACGCCCGCCAGCAGGCCGCGACCCAGUCGUGACGGCGGCAUUCCGGGCAGCGGAGGCUCCGCGACGAUGAGCGCGGAUAACGACAACACUGGAGGAAGCGGGGCGCAGCGGCGGCGGCAGCAGCAACAACAGCGGGAGAUGGGAAGUGGGGGUGGCAGUGGAGCCGCCGGCGGCGGCGGCAGUCGUGGGCUUGGUCGUGCGCUCUACGAUAACGACGGCGGCAACGGCGAUGGCGGCGUCGACGUCGCCCCACAGUCGCAGGAUUUUGAACGUGGCGGAGGCGGCAGCCAACAACAACUUCUGCCGCAGUUACGGGGCUUCAUGGAGGGUCAGCGGGACAGCCUCGCGCUCUCGCCGCCGUUGUACGGCGGUACUGCUGCUCUGGGAGCCACCACCGCCGCUGCCGAUAAUGGUGGCGGCGGCGCUGGCGGCGACGACUUUCCGACGACUGCGUUGCUGCCCCCGCCAGGAUCCGAGGAUGCAGCGGGCGGCGAGGGCGGUCAGGAUACGGGGCCGGCUGCGGGUGUCGGCCAAGAUGCGGCUGGCGCUGCUGCUGCCGAUGGUGUUGAUGAAGAUAUGGACCUUAUGGACUGAAGACGUGCGGGUCAAAGGCAGCAAUCGAGUUGCAUACUAAAUGUGUGUAAUAGGAGGGAGGUGGUGGAGGUUGAAAGGAGGGUGGUGGUGUGCGAAUGCUGUGUGAGAAUUCCUUGGGACAGUUCCCUGGGGGUUGCGUGCUGCGGGUGCACGCUAUCUGCAUGUUUUUGCGAAGAUUAAGAUUGUUAGCGUGGCGCAGAGGUACAAUGCAUGGGUAUGACGAUUACAGAUAUGGCCAUCAGGCAGCGAAGAAUGCU